ACCCCCGAGGAACGCGUCGCGACGCUCCGCGAGGUCCUCGCCGAGACGACGGACAUCCACGAGGGCGACGGCAAUCUCUCGGACUUUCUCUUCCACGUGGCGCGAACCAAGCACGGCAAGGUCUACAUAAGGGUUAUCCAGAAUGUGCUGUGGAAUAGAGGACGAAAAGAGGAACCCUUGCACGCCAAUGUGCGUCCCUGAAGAUACUCGCGUGACAAAGUUGGACGAGGUUAGUGACAUGAUGCUAGUAGAAGCGUUCAACGUUAUUCCCGCUGUCGUCGACGAUCCCUACGUGAUGGGCAAGAUUGCUUACGCCGUUGCUCUCAACGGUAUCUACUCGCUGGGCGUCACCAGGUGCUCCAGCACCAGGCUGGUCCUGGGCGUUUCCGACGACAUGAAGGACAAUGAGAGGAAGACGGUGGUGUCAAGGACGGCACAGGGUUACAAGGACACGGCGGAGACGGAGGACACGUUCGUCGGGGACUGCCGAGUCUUCCGGAACCCGUGGUGCCUGUUCGGCGGUACCGCCACGGUGCUGUGCCAUCCCUAUGAGAUAGUCCAGCCGGUGGAUGCAACCAUCGGUGAUGUCAUAGUGCUGACGAAGCCCCUCGGCACGGCAGUGGCUCUCACCGCCUCCGAAUGGAUGCGGCAGCCUGAAAAGAGAUGCAAACUGAUGCUGACCAUCUCCGAGGAGAGCGUCGAGAGAGCGCGUUCCCGAGCCGUCGAUUGUAUGAUGAGGACCAAUCGUGUAGCCGCCAUGCUCAUGCGAAAGUAUAACGCUCACGCCGCGUGCGAGGUGGGACCUUACGGUAUCCUGGGCCACGCGGAUCUCCUGGCGCGACGGCAGGCGAACGACGUGAGCUUCACGAUCCACAACAUGCCGAUGAUCGCGAGGAUAUCCGCCACCGCGAGGAUCACCGGGAGCGCGUUGCCGCUUCUGAAAGGCGAGAUGCCCGAGGUGUCCGGCGGGCUGCUGGUGGUGUUGCCGCGGGAGCAGGCGGCCGCCUAUUGCAAGAUCCUGGAGAAGAUCGAGCACCGGCAGGCGUGGAUCGUUGGGAUCGUCGAGAGCGGCGACCGUACGGCGCGCGUGAUCGAGCGGCCGCGUGUGAUCGAGGUGCCGGCUAAGGAUAACGGUGUCUCUUUAUGGUAAAAUAGCUGAAGGAUUAUCGAGCGCAGGAUAUCGCUUGUUAAGAUCGUGGGGGAGAGGACAGCCGAGAUUACAGUCGAGCAAUUUUAACGGCGCCGUUGUGCAACGCUACGCUGUAAAGUUUACGGGGACGUACGUGGGGUUUUUUUUUUCUGGACUUUUGUGACAUUAAUACAGUAGCAGAUUAACUCUAAAAUGCGUUUCACACGUUGAUAAAUUGGAUCCAAUAAGCUAUUGUAUUAUUAGCAUUUUUAAAACACUUUUUCCCCUGCAAAAUAUUGUAACUUGGAAUAUAAGCUGAGACCAACAGAUUUUUGUGCAUUUUAUUUUUCAAGACUGGGGGACAUGCGAAAAAUUUAUUCACGACAACGGAAACGAAAGCACUUUAGCGUAAGAUAUCUCUUUGCGAAAAUAAAACUUAACUGAAAUUACGAUGGUUUCAAUCGUCGUAUAUUAACGCAUAUUAUGCAAUUAUUUUCAAUUACGUCAAUUAGAACGCGGUGAAACCCGACUCCUCUCGCAUCAAAGAACGUUUUAUAUCGCGCCUAAUAAAGAGGUGCAGCUAACAAAAGUUUACAGUUAACAAAGCAUUAUCAUAUCUUCACGCUUCACCUUUCCUGUUCCCUGGUUCAUGGGAAAUCCAUGAACUCGUAUCGUACACUCAUGCCCGUCUAUCUUUUUAUCUCUUCCCACGAUUAAUUUCUUACAUGGCAUUUUACACGCGGAUCAAACACACUACGCGUGCAGCGCGAGUUCCUUGACACCUGUCGCUUCUUAAUUGCAGUGUGUGAUCUUGCGUAGCCGAAAAAGUUGAUUUGUCUUUUUCCGCCGGGAUACCUAUCUUCUUAAAAAGUUUCAUCUAAUUUGAGACAUUUCUGACAACGAUGUGUCUUAAAUAAAAAUAUCGAAUGAUCUUAAACGACAGAAAAUUGAUUCUAGCGUAAUGCAGAAUAACAUUUAUAAAUAUUAUCUUUGUGUCAUAUGCAUAUUUUAAAUCGUGUGAUAAAAAAAGAGUUUUAAUACAAGUCUUUGCAGAUUAAAUUAAUAUAUGUAUUGCAUUUGUUUUACCAACAAUGACAUAACUUAAAAACCAAUUUUUUAUGUUUUGAAUCAUUGAAAUAUGGUAAUAUUUUUUAAUGAAAUUUAUAACGAUUUCGUUUACUGAGUGUAAAGGAAUAGAAAUAUUAUUGGCUCUUCACUCAGUAUAUUGAAUUCACACCUAAAUUCUUUUUUUUUCUUGUAGACAACUUAAAAAUGUCAAUUUUUUGUUAUGUCAUUGUGGCAUCAAAUGAGCGAUAUUACUUUGUUCGAUUCUUAUAAUUCUCUAGGCGCAAUGUCAUUUAAAAUCGGAAAAAAAUGGCUAAAGAAUCUAAAAAUUUAGGAUGCAGAAAAUAAUUGUGAUUUGAAAAUAAUUGUGUUGAAUCAUCAAAAUAAUUAUGUAGAACUCUCAAGCAUGAUCAGCAAAAUUGCAAAAAGUUUUGACAUAACAAUUAAUUUGAGUAUCCUACAAUUAUAUUCACGGUCCAACAAAAUUAUUUUCAAAUCUGCAUCCAUAUGUGUAGUUAAAUUUUUAGACACGUCUCGUUUUUCCCCCUCGUGUGCUCAUUAAUAUUACAUAAUCUUUCUCUUCUCGUUCGCCAUCAGGAAGAGCAAGUCCUUGUGAAAACGGCGUAACGUGAAAAAAAAUAUUAAUCUUUCCGGCGUUAAGAGCCCCGGAAAGUCGUUUGACGACGACGUUAAUAUGAAAAAAAAGAAAAAAAAAUACAUGUUCGCGUGGUAUUUCCCUCUCACCCGCAGUUUACGUAAGCGUACCACACGUCUGAAGGUAUUACAUUUGUCGUAUGAUAAAUGGCACUCUUACGAUCUGUACGACCACCUGCGUGGGUACCAUCGCGCGAAAAUGCAACUUGAUUUCGCGACGACCUCGGACUGCCAGUGUCAGCGCACCUCGAAAGAAAUGUAACGCUCCGCGCGCGUAAAAAUAUUCGACACGCUCGAGCGACCGAUCGGAUUCGCGCGACUUCCAAGGAGAGCCGGCGUCGGCCGUGAAAACGCGAAUUUCCACGGUGCGUUUUCCCGUUGAUGCAGCGGGAGGAGGCGUUCCUUACUACCUCGCGCCACUUCCAGGCGUCGUGCGUUCACGUGAGCUUCCGCGACAGGGUGUAAUUUCGUGAGAUCCGCAUGCGGCACGAUGUCGCGUACAGUUCGGUAAAAAAAAAAA
Molecule: messenger RNA, 3368 nt
Organism: Monomorium pharaonis (pharaoh ant)
Lineage: Eukaryota; Metazoa; Arthropoda; Insecta; Hymenoptera; Formicidae
Product: inactive selenide, water dikinase-like protein
Exons: 3
Coding region: 143-1150 (335 amino acids)
Biological process (GO): L-selenocysteine biosynthetic process
Cellular component (GO): cytoplasm
Molecular function (GO): selenide, water dikinase activity; ATP binding
Source: RefSeq, a predicted model, not a curated record